Molecule: messenger RNA, 1020 nt
Organism: Cladophialophora psammophila CBS 110553
Lineage: Eukaryota; Fungi; Ascomycota; Eurotiomycetes; Chaetothyriales; Herpotrichiellaceae
Exons: 2
Coding region: 1-1020 (339 amino acids)
Biological process (GO): protein ubiquitination; negative regulation of gene expression via chromosomal CpG island methylation
Molecular function (GO): ubiquitin protein ligase activity
Source: RefSeq, a predicted model, not a curated record
AUGGCAAUGGACCCAGUUACAAACGUGCGCCGAAAAGAGCCCUUUAUCACACUGCAAGAGGUGGUACCGAUCGUCAGGCUGUUGGACCAGGUUCAUACACGGAAGCGGAUGUCAAUGGGUAUUCGGCACAUCUUCGCAAAGAUCCAAGAGUGGACCAGGUUGAUGUCAAACCACUCCAUGACCCAGGAGAUUCUCGACGAAUCUCGAGUGCUUGACCAUUUGAAGAAAUUCCUUUCGGACGACAAUGCGGCGCUCUGGCGGACGAAAGCUGUCCCAGAGCACAUCAUUGAAGACCUUACUUACCUGUGUCAAAAAUGGGAGUUCGGUGAUCUAGGCGUCCUCGCCCGUCGCGGGCUCCGCCUACAUGGACUCAAUGGCCUGCUGUUUCCAGACCCCGACUGGCCAUGGAAGCGCAGUGCCGACUUUUUCGGCCACGGCCAUCUCAUGAACGGCCAGACCUGGUGCUUCCGCGCUGAAAUGAUGCACGACGGGGCGCAUGCGCCGCCUAUCGCGGGAAUCUACGGCACAAAGAAAGAAGGGGCGCGAAGCGUUGUCAUGGGACUUCAUGACGAGGGCAAGGAACAUUACUAUGCCGACGUCGACAAAGGGAAUACUAUCUACUACUACGGAACCGCGCUACCUCGAUUGCCCGAUGAUACAGAGCCCACCAACAUAAAGGACCUCGUCACGCACCGGGUAGAGAGAAUCACGAAGAAUUCAAGAGGCCAAGGCCCAACAAACGCGACCAUGUCCCUCUUCACGUCGUACAGGACUGGUCGCCCUGUGCGGGUGUUCCGGUCAUUUCGACUGGCGAAAAUCGUGCCACAUCGGCCGAUCACGGGAUUCAGAUACGACGGGCUGUAUAUCGUCAUAGCACCGGAACUGGUCAAAAUUGAGCGCCAGAUUUACAGAUUCAAGAUGGAGAGAAUGACAACGGGGCAGGGCCCGCUCCGUCACAGCGAAACCCCUCUGCGACCGGAAAAUCGGCCCAGCCGAAAACGGAAGCGCGACGGUAGCUAA